Belonocnema kinseyi is the source of this 2546-nucleotide messenger RNA. RefSeq lists its product as uncharacterized. The transcript has 13 exons. Lineage: Eukaryota; Metazoa; Arthropoda; Insecta; Hymenoptera; Cynipidae. Bases 656 to 2536 code for a protein of 626 amino acids. The record is from RefSeq and is a predicted model, not a curated record.
CGAGUCGCGUCCAAGAUUGUCACUUUAUCUUAUCGCGAUAUUUGUCACCUUGCUUCAUUCGAGUUUGAAAUUACGAUGGCAUUAGCAAUUCUAAUUGCAGAACACUUGACAAUGCCAUUGACAUCCAAGAGACAAUAGAAAUUCAAAUUUCGCGCCGCAUCACUCACGUGACGAGUCAAAUCACCUGUUAGAAAAUCGGAAGGACGAAGUCUUUAACCUAGUUUUUUUGCUCCUCGGAGAAGGAUUUAGGGACUUUUUUACGGGUUUUGUAUUGUCCCUGAUUUCGGAUUGUUGUGCUCUCAUGAGUUGUAAACUGUAAACAAACUGGGAGGUUAUGAAUGAUAAAUUUGUAAAUUCGGUUUAUAAAAGGUGGGAAUAGUUUGGUAAAUCCUGUGGAAAGUGCUACACGCUCUGUUUCCCGAGAAAAGUCACGCCUUCUCGAAGAAGAGGCACUUGACUCUCAGUCUUCCAUUCUUGCCAGGAGUUUAUUGUCGAUUCGCACGUGUUUCUCGUGGUGUCAAUAAAAGGAAGCUGUCUGAUGCAGAACUGUCUGAACUGGAACUCGAUUUAAUUGUUUUAAACAAUUAAAAAAAAUACUAUUUGUGGAAUUUUAAGUGAAGUGCGUUGUUCAAUAUUUCAUAACACAACAGGUGCAAUGGAUUCGAAGAUAUUCAGGAUGAGGAUAGAGAUUUUAGCCUUGGUGUUGCUCUCGACUGCAGCAUUCGCCCAAAAUAUUGCACAGCUUCCGAUGAACUGGUCUAAGUCUUUCGAAGUUUCUGUAUCAACAAUGGCAACAACAAACGAGCUUCGAAAUUACGAAACACACAUGUCAGCAGGCUGCUAUUUUCCUGCAGAACUUCAGGGCGAAUUUGUAAUGCAAGUGAGUGGAAAGAAUGCGAAGGGUUCCAUGACCAAGGGUGCACCAAUUCAAUAUUCCCCAGUGAAUAUUACCUAUAACGCUAUUCCAGUUUGGGGCACUUGCCACAGGAAAGUUGGCAACAACGUAUUGCUCAUGGACAGUUAUGGGGAUGGUGAGUGCAUCAGAUGUUUUCGACUCGAACGAAGAGCACGCAACAUCAUUGAAGUUUUCUCAGAGAACUUGAACAGGUGUUAUACCAACGAGCAAGCAGCCAUAGAAUCUUGUGGAACUCUCAAUGCAACAUCGAUCCUUUAUCGUACGCGAGACGUUGGAGCAGCCCCAAUUGCCUAUGAAUAUUGCCCAAUCGCUGGACGAUAUCAUUUCAAAUACAACAUUAAUGAGGGAACCGAAGAAAAAUUCGAAUGCAAUUCGUUUUCAUCGGAUUUCGACACCUGUCCAGUUGGUUCAGUGAUCCACUUGCAAUUUAAGCGCUGCUCCUUUGACAGCUUUGAUAUUACUUUUAAUUGUUUGGGAAGCUGGGACGGCCCAAAUGGAGCACGAUAUAUAGCUUUGGAAGACACCAGAGAAGGCGGAGGAUUCAGACCACAAUACCGUUGUGGACUUUACUACGUCGACACCAAAAAAGGAAAAACUUAUCUCUCCUUCAGCAGCGAUUCAAGCUGCAAUCAAAAUUUAAUGAAUGCCACAGGUGGUUAUGAAACCUUGGUACUCACGAAGGCUACCAAUCAAAAAAUAACACCAAGUUAUGUGAAGAAUCACUUAUCCUCAUUUCCGAAAUGGGCACAGGGGGAAUGGGAGGAAUCGUUGGUCGUUGAUGGAACAAUGACUUUCAUCGAUCGAAACGGCUAUAAUAGUUUCACAUUUAUAGCCGUCGAUUCGAAUCACGAAACUGGUCGAUACGUUGUCUAUUCCAAGGAUCAUUGUGAAAGAGAAGCUUUUGCUUGUAUGCUGAUGAGGCAGAGAAGUGAAAACGUAAUGGAAUUCACAACAGGGUUGCUAUCGAGUCCCAUUUAUCAGCCCUAUUUGUGCGAGGAUCCUAAUUUGGACAAACCAGUUUGGAUGACGCAAGCUCGUAUUGAGCGUACAGUCGAGUCUCCGUGUCCAAUCACAGGGCAAUAUAUGGGCAGGAUAGUCGACAUUCCCGGGAUGUGCGCUGAAUUAAGCAGCAAUUGCCAUACCCGAGAAGUAAUGUAUUUCAAAGUGAGCGAUUGUGAAACUGGAGAAUUGUAUGAAGAACGGUCGUAUCAGUGUCUCGGACAAUGGGAAGAAAAGGGUGUCAUGUACACGUACACGAUGCGAAAUGACACCAAAACGAAAGAGUGCUUCGUCGGAGUAAUUAUGAACGACGAGGAAAUUUAUAUCAAAGAAGCUGGCGAUCACUGCAUCCGAAAUAUCGACCCCAAGGAACAAGGAAUGCGGCUUUAUAAAAAAGGCCAAUGUUAUGGAAACUCACCAAGCCCAGCACCAACACCAAUGAGGCCUAACACAAAAGAUCCUUCAAUGAGACACACAACUUACCGACCCAGAAGUCCAGCCGGACCUACCAGAAUGCCUCCAAGAGUAUUUCUGUCUUCAGCGAGUGGAACAUAUUCUUCCUGUUUCACUAUUUUAUUCACCGUCAUAAUUUCCAGAUUAAAAAUGAUUAUCGCAAUCUAAAAAUUGUCCA